This is a messenger RNA of Boeremia exigua, 2348 nucleotides long. RefSeq lists its product as uncharacterized. The record is from RefSeq and is a predicted model, not a curated record. The coding region runs from base 244 to 2166 and encodes 640 amino acids. NCBI's taxonomy places the organism in Eukaryota, Fungi, Ascomycota, Dothideomycetes, Pleosporales, Didymellaceae. Gene Ontology annotation, molecular function: fructokinase activity; D-glucose binding; mannokinase activity. Gene Ontology annotation, cellular component: mitochondrion; cytosol. Gene Ontology annotation, biological process: intracellular glucose homeostasis; glucose 6-phosphate metabolic process; glycolytic process. The transcript has 3 exons.
CGAGCGAUGACUUGCGUCGGGAACUGCCCACCUCGAUUCCGCUAGCGCUGUGCAGUGCAGACAGCACCCCCCCAAAGGAACGCGGCUCGUGCCAAUUGCAAGGCCCAACGUCUCCCGCCCGUUUCCUCAACGAGUUGGCAUGCACGCCUUUGCUGCUGGACACAUGCAUGGAAAUUGAGUGGGAGCUGCCCAAGCUCGAGCCUACCCCUCACGUCAUAGCUGUCGACCAAACAAAGCGGGGUGAUGUCCGUCAACAGACACUUCAGGAGAUACAGCGCACCUGCAGGCGCAUUUAAAGCCACCACCGCGCCCAGUAGGCCCCCGUCGAGCUGGAUCCCUCCCCGCCGUAAAUCAGGUCGAGCCUCAUUCGCGACCCACACCGUGAUCGGUGCCCUCAUCGUCCUGCUAGCGCUUUUCUUCCAAGUCUUCUCACCCCACUUCCCUGCCACCGUCUUGCGCUUCUUCACUAGAGACCAGCAUUGGCACGUCAGCUCCCCAGGCAUUACUCUCCGCAAUCCCGUACUCUUCCACGAGCUUCCCAUCUGCCCGAAGCCCGAGCAGACAGUCGAAUUCGCAGGCACCUUCAACACCCACCCCAAGCGCAGCAUGGCUCUUGCCGACCAGGCAAAGCGGGUUGCCGCCGAAUUCGAUUUCACUGACGAUGGCUUGAACAAAGCGGUGAAGGAGUUUAUCAGAGAGAUGGACGAGGGCCUGCAACAGGAGGGCACCGAGCUGAGCCAGAUCCCAACCUACGUCACCGCCGUACCCAAUGGCACUGAAAAGGGUCUGUACAUGGCCGUCGAUCUGGGCGGUACCAACUUCCGUGUCUGCUCCAUCCAGCUGCACGGCAACACCACCUUCUCUCUCACCCAGAGCAAAGUCGCCGUCCCCCACGAGCUUAUGACCGCAAAGACAUCGAAGGAGCUGUUCUCUUUUCUGGCGAAGCAGAUUGAGAAGUUCCUCCAGGCCCACCACGAGGAGCACUAUGCGGGUACACUGAAGCGCCGCCAGACCGGAGAACAGGCGCAGGAGGUUUUCAACCUGGGUUUCACAUUUUCCUUCCCUGUGAACCAGGUGGGCAUCAACAAGGGCCUGCUCAUGCGUUGGACCAAAGGCUUCGACAUCCAGGAUGCAGUCGGCAAGGACGUCUGCGCCCUGCUCCAGGCCGAGAUCGAUGAGCUGCACUUGCCGGUCAAGGUCGCUGCUUUGGUCAAUGACACUGUUGGCACACUCAUGGCACGUUCGUAUGCUUCGCCAGGCAAGACCGGCACAUUGCUCGGAGCUAUUUUCGGAACGGGUACCAACGGCGCCUACGUGGAGAAGCUGGACAAGGUCUCAAAGCUCACAAACUCUAAGAAUGUAGGAGAGUUUGACAAGUCCACCGGUGAGAUGAUUGUCAACACCGAGUGGGGCUCUUUCGACAACUCUCUGCGCACGUUGCCCAACACACCGUACGAUGUUGAGCUUGACGAGAAGUCGGUUAACCCCGGCAUUCAGAUGUUCGAGAAGCGCGUGUCCGGCAUGUUCUUGGGUGAACUGCUCCGUCUUGCGCUGGUCAAGCUGAUCAAGGACCCCAAGGUUCCCCUCUUCCAAGAUGACAACUCGUCCUCGAACGACAUCCACAGCACAACGCAAAUCGCCCAAGACAGCCAAAUCUUCAAGCAGUGGGGUAUUGACACAAGUUUCCUGUCUAUCUGUGCCGGAGACACCAGCGCAGGCCACCGUGUGAUCAGGCAAACACUUGACAAGGAUUACGGCAUCUCAGCCGCCAGCACAGAGGAUGCAGAAGCGGUCAGGGCGAUUGCCGGUGCUAUCGGUCGUCGUGCCGCUCGUCUCUCAGCUGUGGCCAUUGGUGCUGUCAUCAUCAACACAGGCCGCUUGGACAAGUCCAAGGGUACGGCUACAACGGCAGACAAGGCCGGUGCCCAGCCUCCCCGAGGGGACUUCAAGGUCAACGAGGACGAUGUUGUCGACGUUGGUGUUGAUGGCUCACUCGUUGAGUUCUACCCCGACUUCGAGGAGCACAUCAGGGAGGCGCUCCGCGCAGUUCCGGAGAUCGGCGAUCAUGGCGAGAAGCACAUUCGUAUUGGAAUCGCGAAGGACGGCUCGGGAGUCGGCGCCGCGCUUAUCGCGCUUGUUGCAGGCCAGAUCCCUGAGUCAGAUUAAACGCAUGGUGAACGUCAUGUUUGACAAGCGAGUAUAUACGCGAAAUGAGUUACGUACCAUUGUUCUUCUUACGUGCUUGGAGACAAAAAAAUAUCAGUACCUGUCACAAUAUUCCCUUUACUGCAGUGCAUUCUAACGCUGUACGAUUAAGAGUAGGAAAUUGAAGAAUCCCGCGCGAACAG